CGAAUUUUUGAGUCGAAGAAACAAAAUGGCGGACGCCGAGGGCAAGUUUUCUUUUGUCACAGAAGGCGAACACGAGCUCAUUUUAGGGAGCUCUCUUAACCAAAACGCAAAACAGGAAUAUGCCUUUCAUACCAUAAGAUAUGAUUUCAAGCCUGCAUCAGUUGAUUCAACAAAAGCAAGUGAACUUGUUGUGGGAGAUAAAAGCGAAGUUACUAUAACAGUCCCUCAUAUCCAGGAUUCUGGAGCUACAGUUUACAAAGGAUCCAAGAGACCUUGCCCUAAAGAAUUUUUAUUAAUUAUUGACAAAAAGACACAGACAUUCACAUUAGAAAGAAUAGGAUCAACAAGUCAGAUGAAAAAAAUCAGAUCUGCAAAUCCAGUGAAGUUAAACAAGGCACAAGCCUCCAGUAGUACCAGUAUUCUACCCGAAACCAAAACAACCAAAAAAAUUAAAUCAAAUUCAACUAAAACUAAAAAACAUCAUCAACAAGAACCAUCUUUAUCUUCAUCACAAGUACAGGAAUCUUUAACAAUACAAAAGACUGAACCUACAGAGAAUACAGAAUUAUUAGAAUCAGCAGAUUCAUCCUCAUCUAGUGACAGCUCUUCUUCUGACUCAGAAAAUGAAGACAAGAAUGACGAUGAUGAUGAUGAUGACAACGAUGAUGAUGAUGAYGAUGACGAUGAGGAGGACGAUGGUGAUGAUGAUAAAAUUGAUGACAAACAUGUGGAACAACUUAACAGCAUUCUCAAUUGUCAGCUUGACUCAGAACCAAAGCCAACAGAAUUUAAUCAACUUUCACAAGACUUACAUUUAAGUGAAUCAGGGAGUGAUAGCGACUAGUCUCURUGGUAACAGAGUUAUAUCAAUUGAUAAAAACCAAUGCAAAUGAAUUUAUUCCAAAUAAUUUAAAUAAGCUAUGAUCUAUAUCUCGAGAUCCCCAGUAUGACGGUCUGGGAGGUGUGAUAGUGCUAUUAUAUGAUGGUGUUGAAUAGAAUAGCCACUUCUCUCAGCAACCCUCGCUUUUUCCUUCAUGGGAAUCCUGUGUUGUAAAAGUCUUAAAGAAGAGGAGAGCUGAAAAAAAAAUUCUUGUACCUAGUGUCUCUCAUCACUUUUAAUACACAGGGAUCCCAAGUCCAAUCCCUGAUAUAUAAGGAGCUGCAAAAAGGAAAAGUUAGUGAGAGUUGUCUAAGGAUGAAAGUAGAUAAAUAAUAGUGCUAGAUAUGUUAUAUAUGGCUCAGUGCUAAAGAUUACGACAAUACUUUCUAUUGCUGGCAGAUUGAAGUAUUGUCCUGGACAAUGAACAACGGUUCUGCCGUAACACCACACAUCUGAAAUUAGUUGUGUGGAGAAAAUGAGAUUGAGAAAAGACCACAUGUUAAUGAUGUAACAGCGAUACUUCUACUACAUCGGUUCUCGUAGGACUGAAAACUGUGCACAAAAGUUCAAAAGAAAAAAUCCAAAAUUAUUUUGAAAGUCAAACGACAAYUAAAACCUUGCACACUAUUUCAGAUAACAAGUGCUUGAACUAAUAAAUAUUCGAAUGUUCUUCCAGUUUC
Messenger RNA from Actinia tenebrosa (Australian red waratah sea anemone), 1560 nucleotides. RefSeq lists its product as uncharacterized. The record is from RefSeq and is a predicted model, not a curated record. Gene Ontology annotation, cellular component: super elongation complex. NCBI's taxonomy places the organism in Eukaryota, Metazoa, Cnidaria, Anthozoa, Actiniaria, Actiniidae. Gene Ontology annotation, molecular function: transcription elongation factor activity. Gene Ontology annotation, biological process: transcription elongation by RNA polymerase II.